AGGUUGGGCGGCCAGCACUGUGGUGUGCGUGUCUCAAGAGCAGCUGCCCAUCGGGCCUCUGCUGGCCUGGCAGCUCCAAGAUGCAAGACCGGCAGCAGCUGGAGGAAGAGCCUUUGAGUGACUUCCAGGCGGAAGCAGCCAAGGCUUCCCUCCGAGUGGCACCUGAGAGGCUGAGUGAUGACAGUUUGGAAUGGAUACGGAUGUCCCCUGACCUUCUCCUGCCGGGUGGGAAAACCAGCAACUCCCUGCCCGGUGAGGGUGGUUCCACCUGCACCACCCGGUGUCCUGACCCUGGGGAACACAGCAGCACCUGGGGGGAGUUUGAAGGCUUUCGGGAAUCUUCAGCUAAGUCCGGACAAUUCUCGAAGUCCCUGGAACUCCUGGAGGGACCCACAGAACUCCAGCCACCGAGAACCACUUCUGCCCCAAAGGAGUGCAGUUCUCACCAGCCGUGCCAGGGUGGACCUUGGGUGACAGGAACUGCUGCUAUCCCACCUUCUGAGCCCAUUCUCAGCAAUGAGAACAUUUUAAAGUGUGCUUUUCAAGAAAUAACAGUUCAGCAGGCAGCUGAAGACAUUUCCACCCUAGACCAUUUCCUAGAAAUAAGCAGUGAGGAAAAGCCUGGCCUUGAAUGUGUGCAUAAAUUGUGUAAUGAAUCUAGAAAACUCUGGAGAGUCCUUCAGAACACACACACGUCUGCUUCUCAGUGCCUCUGGAGCGAAUCUCAUUGCCAGGAGAAUUUUUUUCUCGUUCUCGGGAUAGACGCCAUGCAGAAGGACCUUUCUGGAGGCCAGGGCCACAUCAUGGACGAUUCUGACCUCAAAGAGCCUGAAGGACUCCUGAAUGUCAGCAGCUUCCGCCUCCACCAUUGCAAAGCCCUGAUCCAGACCAAGCUCUCGGGGCCGCCUCACAGCAGGCAGGGGAGCCUGAUGGCCUGCAGCCGCUUCCUGAAGACCCCCUUCUGUGGAGGUGGGCAGCACUUCACUCUUCCACGGAAAAAGAUGUUCACGCCACGCAACCUAAAACUGACAUUCUUUAAUAGCGAUAUUUGCUAAAAUCAGGAGUACUUUAUACCUUUAUGAGGAAUUUUUCAUUUUCUUCCUGGCUGGGUUUGAUGCUGGAAACCAGAACUGUCUGUGGAGCGGUUUUCCAGAUCCCAGGCCCAUUUCCCGGAAUCUGUCCAACGGGACCUGUCCUGUGCUCUGGGCCCGUCUCAGGUCUCACCGGUAGACAGAGGGUGUGUCCUUGGCAGAGCCAGUUCUCAUGGUAGGCAGAGGUUUCUGGGCACAAUGGCAGGCUGCCGGCACCCAGGUGACACCCAGGGGUCCCCUACCCCAUGUGAAUGCUGCUGGCACCUGCUGGGGGGUGCCUAGGGAUGGACCCUGGGCAUGGGUUCUGGGCUGCCUAGCCCAGGGGAAACAACUCAUGGUCAAAGGGGAAGGCGCUGAAAUGUCACCAGAGGGACAGCUGUUGAGAGUGCUGAGAGGCUAGGCAUGGUGACACGCCUGUCAUCCCAGCACUUUGGGAGGCCGAGGCGGGCAGAUCAGCUAAGGUCAGGAGUUUGAAACCAGCCUGAUCAACAU
This is a messenger RNA of Cebus imitator (Panamanian white-faced capuchin), 1583 nucleotides long. It is a transcript of the gene CLBA1, whose product is annotated as clathrin binding box of aftiphilin containing 1. Gene Ontology annotation, biological process: intracellular transport. Gene Ontology annotation, molecular function: clathrin binding. The transcript has 5 exons. Gene Ontology annotation, cellular component: AP-1 adaptor complex; trans-Golgi network membrane. Bases 81 to 1055 code for a protein of 324 amino acids. The record is from RefSeq and is a predicted model, not a curated record. Lineage: Eukaryota; Metazoa; Chordata; Mammalia; Primates; Cebidae.